AUGUCGCAGGAAGUAGAGUACAGCGUCUUUUACUGGCCAGGCAUCCCGGGUCGAGGCGAGUUCACCCGACUGGCUUUCGAACACGCCAAGACCAAGUACAACGACAUCGGUGACAUUCCUGAACUCCUUCGACUUCUCUCAAACAAGGAUGUCCCGGGCAUCGCAGCUCCCCACUUUGCCGUCCCCGUCCUCGGCGUUCGAGACAAGAGCAUGGACAAGAUGCACUACAUUAGUCAAGUUCCAGCUCAGCUCAGCUUCCUUGCUCCUCGACUCGGACUUCUCGGCGAUGCAGACAAACUACAAGGUCUCGAACGAGAUGUUGCGGUAGCUCAGAUCUAUCAGCUCUGUGCUACAGCCCUCGAUAUGAACACCGAAACGCACGACACGCAUCACCCCAUCUCGGUUUCUAGCCUUUACGAGGAUCAGAAGAAAGAGGCCAAGAAGAGGGCUGCUGAUUUCAGGACGAAUCGAGUUCCGAAGUUCUUGCAGCUUUUUGAGGUUGCGUUGAGCAAAGAUGGCGCUGGAGUGGAUAAGAAGGAUUCUGGAAAGAAGAGGAUGUAUGGAAGUAAGACGACAGUGGCUGAUCUGGCUGUGUUUCAGGUAUUGGAUGGGUUGUUGUUCGCUUUCCCCAAGUGCUUGGGCAAGCACAGGAGCAGUGGAGAGUACAAGCAUGUCUUCGAGCUGUAUGACGAGAUUAAGGGCGAGUUGAAGGAAUAUUUAGAUAGCGAUAGGAGGAGGCCUUAUUCGGACGGUAUCUUCAGACACUAUCCCGAGCUCGACGAUGAGUAG
Messenger RNA from Ustilago hordei, 789 nucleotides. RefSeq lists its product as uncharacterized. The transcript has a single exon. Gene Ontology annotation, biological process: glutathione metabolic process. Gene Ontology annotation, molecular function: glutathione transferase activity. The record is from RefSeq and is a predicted model, not a curated record. The coding region runs from base 1 to 789 and encodes 262 amino acids. NCBI's taxonomy places the organism in Eukaryota, Fungi, Basidiomycota, Ustilaginomycetes, Ustilaginales, Ustilaginaceae.